Xenia sp. Carnegie-2017 is the source of this 1452-nucleotide messenger RNA. RefSeq lists its product as uncharacterized. The coding region runs from base 1 to 1452 and encodes 483 amino acids. Lineage: Eukaryota; Metazoa; Cnidaria; Anthozoa; Malacalcyonacea; Xeniidae. The record is from RefSeq and is a predicted model, not a curated record. The transcript is spliced from 2 exons.
AUGACCGAGACAAUAGACGAAAAGCAAAGAGAAUUGACUGGCAAAUUCAAAGCAUUAAGCUUUGCCAUCAGAAAAUCAACCGAAGUAAUGGAUUCUACAAAAGUAGAGGUUUUAACGCGACAAAUCAGUUCGGUAACAAAUCGGAUAAAAACAGUGUGCGAUUUAAAAGAUGAAGUCGAGGAGAUUAAGUUUACCAAUGGCGAAUCUGACGAAGACGUCCAAUCGUGGGCACAAGAAAUUGAAUUGAAAAUUACCGAAGCUGACAGCAAAGUGAGUGAAUUACGAGAACGAAUAAAUUAUAUCGAAGGAAAUCAAAAAUCUGAAGCUCAAGAAACAGCACAUGCUGCUACGGAAGUUGACAGACAAAGGCAACUAGAAUUUGAGAAACGAAAACUCGAGCUCGAACAGGCAGCAAAAGAAGAAGAGCGUAAGCGAGAACUUCAAUACAAAUCGGAGUUAUUAAACCAACAAUUGGAGCAUCAAAAAGCGGUAGAGAAGUCGGUGAAAAGAUCCGAACAAAAUGCAAGUAUUAAAUUACCAAAACUUCCUGUAACAAAAUUUGACGGGAAUUAUGCAAACUGGCUUCCGUUUUGGAACACGUUUCAAGCAGAGGCAUAUAAAUCUGACGUACCCCCUGUUACUAAGUUUGCGUACCUGAAAGAAUGGUUAGAACCGAAAGGAAUUAAAGCUGAUCUUGUGCGAGGUAACGAAGGUUGGCAAGAUUGGAAUCUGACAAAUCUUAUUUCAGAACUGAAGAAGUGGAGAGACAUCAAUCCAGCCGAAGAGAGUGGAAGUUCUAAGAAAACUCGGAAACCUUUACUUGUAGCAGGCAGUGAGCGACGUAAGCGUAGGUGUGUUUAUUGUAAUUCUGAAAAUCACAGCGCUGUUGAUUACACGGUUGUAUCCGACAUCGAUAAGAGGAAGAAAUUAUUAGCUGAGAAAAAACUUUGCUUCAAUUGCACGGGGACAAAACAUCGCGCCGCUGACUGUAAGAGUUCUCAUAGGUGUUCAAAGUGCAAUGGUAAACAUCAUUCGUCGAUAUGCACAAAGAAAGAUCAGCUUUUAACGGCAGGUGAUGGGCCAGCCGUAUAUCCAACCGUUGUGGUGAAUGUAGAAGGAAUAAAGUGUCGUGCGCUUCUAGAUACAGGCUCUGGUAAUUCUUAUGCAUCGGCAGCCUUGUUAGACUUACUUCCAAAACGAUCUUAUAGAAAGGAAACACGACGUGUCGAAAUGAUGCUCACCUCAGUUACCAAGGAAAUGGAACUGUCAACCAUAGGUGUAAAAGAUGUCAAAGGGGAAUUUCAGAUGGACGUGAACGUAACCAAAGUAAAUAAGGGAGAACUACUGUUUGGGGACAACCCAAAUUAUAAGGCAUUAGUAAGUUCUUAUUCACAUUUAGCGGGUGUGAAGAUAGAAGACGAUGAUCAAAAACCAAGACUCCCUGUGCAUUAA